AUGGACCAGCUUCGUGUCUUCGUCCCGGCUGCGCCGCGGAGCGCAAGCACACAGCCGGCACUGCCGGUGUCGCAGCCGGUGUCGCAGCCAGUGAAGCAAGUUCUCCAGCCCGGGGCUCCGCAGCCUCAGCCAGGGACCCAACCGGGUCCCCCGGCUCCGCUCCAGCCCCUUCAAGCCAUGUUUAUGCAGCGUGUGCAGGGACAGGUGCCGCAGGUUUCUCCGAUGAUGAUGCCAGGGUCGGUGCCCAACUGUCCGGGCUCGCCACAACCCCAAAAGCCUCGAUGGAUGGAAGUUUCUGCACCUGGGAGAGAGACCAAGACAUCUCCUGCUCCUGUCAGGCCGUCUCCCGACACGAUAGCUGUGAAGCCGGGCUCUCCGGUCACUCCAGUCCGUGUCGGACCAGCACCAGACGCUUCGCAAGGCAGCGCCCACAAUGCACCUGACUGCAAAAUGAGGGCAAGCGCACCUUUGCUAGAUACACUUGUGAAGCCGUCCGCCCCCGUCCCUCCGGCCUCCGCGACUCCAGUUCCAGGCCCUGCCAAGCAAAGCGAAGCCAGGGCAAGCCGCGAGGUGGUGAGCCCGAGCUCAGGCCCCGACGUUGCCAAGCACCCGGCCCCCGCCACGGCCCCUUCGGAUGUUGCUUGCAUGUCCUGGGCCACCAGCAACUUCGAGCGGGCCGAGGAAGUGCCAGAAGGCAAAGAGAAGCCGGAGGCAACGGAAGCGGGGAGCCUUUCCCCGGAUUCUAAGCCAGCGAGGCUGCUGGAGGUUCCCCGAGGUCGAGAUGGGAAAGGCGCUCGACAAGCCUCCGAUUCCAGAUCUCCCAGUGGCUCUCCGAGCUGCCGGACAGUGGGAUCAGAUGAUCAGUCUGUGGACGAGGUGUGCAGCCGGACACCAUCCCCAUCUCCAGAGCCUACACGCCAGAAUGGCAAACAGCAGCUGGCUGAGCUACUUGAGCUCUGGAAGGCUGCAAGGCAGGAAGGUGGACCGCUUUCCAUAGAGGAGUGCGAGUGCAUUGAGAACAUAUUCUAUGACAGUAUGAAUCCUGACCGUGUCAAGAUUGUGGAGAUGCGCCGUGUGGAGCAGCCGGCUUUGUUGCGCAGGUUCUGCACAGAGGAGCAGGAUUCUCUCGAGCGCCAAGCCAGAUCACAGAAAACGCACAAGCAGUUCAUGAAGCUGCACGGCACUCGUUGGGAGUAUGCGCCCCUGAUCGCCGAAAAUGGACUCGACCCAUCCUGCGGCCACCUUACGAAAGGUAGCUGGCUCGGCGGCUUGGCUGAGAAAGCCCACUCUUACGCCUCCAAAGGCCCGGGACCCGAAGUAGAUGACGAGGAUGGCCACAAGGCCCGACUCUUUGCUCUAUUUGUUGUUGCAUGCGUGCCCGACGUGAGUGAUGGAGACGACGAGAGAUCCUUUGGUGUUUGGCGCAUCAUGUCCGCCCGGCGCAUGUGCCCAGCCUAUCACGUGAUUUACUCUGCCCCGGCUGAUGUGGGACGGCACAAGAGGCCCCUGAUUGAGCCACGAGCCAACAAGGCAAUGCUCCUGAAGCAGGGCCACGAUGGCACCGGCACGGAAUCGGCUGGGCCGAGCUCCUUCAGAUGCCGCAGUGUGAGCCCGCCUCCACGCAGCCGCACGCCGAACCCUCCAGCCGAGGCAUUGCAGGAAGUCACUAGCAGCUGGCCGGUUUCGAAGGAAGGGCGCAUGCUCCCUGGAGCCAUGGCGUGCACCUCCCCUGCUCUCAAGGUUCACAAAGAGAGACCGUCGAGCACAAGCGAGUCCCCAACAAAGCCUCGUGGCCAACCAGAGCGGCAAGGCACCGCAGGGGAGUCCCCAGCCAAAGCCCGCAACCAAACGGAGCGGCCCUCGAAUGGUGAGUCCCCGGCGAAGUCUCGGAAUCACCUCGAAAGGCCGUCGAACAACGAGUCCCCAUCGAAGACGCGCACGUCUGAUGGUCGACCGCCUGCCCCCAGCCCAGGUGUCCUGAAGCUUCACGAAGUGAACGCAGGAGGGAGCUCCCCUGCCCGGGAUGGACGGCCUGCGAACCCGGCGCGCACAUCGCCCGCGCUCAAGGUGAAACAGGACGCCCGUCCCCCCAAGGGCAAGAAGGAGGAGAGCCGCGACGCGGGCAAGGAUACGGGCAAGGAGCGCAAACCGGUGGUGGCAUCCAGUUGGGAAGUGCAGGGAGAUGAUGGGUGGAUUCCUUUCCGCCCAGGCUGCAAGUUCAAGGAUGAGCCGGGGACGAUUCAGCAUAUCUGCCAUGGAAAGUUCUGGUAUGCGCUGACAUUCGACGAGGACGGCCUCACUGGGACGCAGUCCAACACUUGCACAGGUAAAGUCCGGCAGCUUCGUCGUGUGCUGCCCGCGGCCAGCCCAGAUGAACGGCCAGCGGCUGACAUCACGUCCACGAACGACCAGAGUCAAGAAAAGAAGAUGCAGACCCAGCCAGCUCUCCCAGCUGGGGCUGGGGGCUGGUAUCCUAGCUUGCUGAAGGGGAGCACGCCUGUAAAACAGGCUCCUGAUCCAGUUCGCUGA
This is a messenger RNA of Symbiodinium necroappetens, 2529 nucleotides long. NCBI's taxonomy places the organism in Eukaryota, Dinophyceae, Suessiales, Symbiodiniaceae. The record is from the annotation of a GenBank genome assembly.